Molecule: messenger RNA, 717 nt
Organism: Humulus lupulus (European hop)
Lineage: Eukaryota; Viridiplantae; Streptophyta; Magnoliopsida; Rosales; Cannabaceae
Exons: 1
Coding region: 1-717 (238 amino acids)
Source: RefSeq, a predicted model, not a curated record
AUGCCUAAUUAUGUGAAGUUCAUGAAAGAUGUUCUUACAAGGAAGAGAAGGUUAGGUGAGUUUGAAAUCGUGGCUCUAACCAAGGAGUGUAGUGCCUUUUUGCAAGACAAGUUUCCUCCAAAGUUGAAGGAUCCUAGAAGUUUCACUAUUUCAUGUACCAUUGGAAACACUUAUUGUGGUAUGGCUUUAUGUGAUUUAGGCGCAAGCAUUAAUUUGAUGUCAAUGUCUAGUUUCAAGCAAUUGGGGACUGGAGAAGUCAGGCCUACUGCAAUUACUCUUCAACUUGCAGAUAGAUUUCUUACUCAUCCAGAUGGGAAGAUUGAAGAUGUGUUGGUGAGGGUAGACAAAUUCAUAUUACCUACUGAUUUUAUUGUGCUAGAUUAUGAGGUGGAUAAAGAGGUACCUAUUAUCUUGGGGAGGCUAUUUCUUGCAACAGGAAGAACUUUAAUAGAUGUGCAGAAGGGUGAGCUUUCUAUGAAGGCCCAAGAUGAAAAUGUGACUUUUAAUGUCCUUAAAGCUAUGAAGUUUCUUGAUGAGGUUGAGGAGUGCUCUGUUGUUUUAGUGGUAGAUACUUUGGCAUCAAAGGAGUUUGAGACGAGGAGGGUUGGUGAUCCAUUAGAAAGGUUAUUGUUGUUUGAUUCUCAAAAUGACGAAGAUGAGGAGGAGUAUCUAGCUUGGUUGGAGGCAAAUUCUCAAGGGCUAAGAACAAUAGCCUGA